Messenger RNA from Ostreococcus tauri, 1743 nucleotides. RefSeq names its product Major facilitator superfamily domain, general substrate transporter. NCBI's taxonomy places the organism in Eukaryota, Viridiplantae, Chlorophyta, Mamiellophyceae, Mamiellales, Bathycoccaceae. Gene Ontology annotation, cellular component: membrane. Gene Ontology annotation, molecular function: transmembrane transporter activity. The transcript has a single exon. Bases 1 to 1743 code for a protein of 580 amino acids. Gene Ontology annotation, biological process: transmembrane transport. The record is from RefSeq and is a predicted model, not a curated record.
AUGCGCGACGUCGCGGACGACGACGCGUUCACGAGCGAUCUCACGCGGUCGUUCGCGACGAGCGCGCACUCGUCUCAGAGCGACGCGCACGUCGAACGAGACGACCGCGUCGAGAGCGAUGAGUUUGAACGAAGCGACGCGCACGUGCGAACGACGUCGUCGCCGGAGAUGGGCGAGCGAGAGGAUGAGAGCGCGAACGAACGAGCGCGGACGAUCGAUGAGCUGUACACCGAGCGAAUAGGGGACGCGAAUCGAGCGCAGCUGACGCAGUACGCGCUCGCCGCGGUGGCUUGGUUCCCGGCGGCGUUUCUCACGCUCACGCCCGUGUUCGCGGCGCGCUCGCCGGAUUGGAAGUGCGCCACGGAGAACGGCUGCGUGCACGCCGAUACGGGAGCGUCGUUAGAUCUGUGCAGCUUGGAUCGCGAGGCGUGGACGUGGGUCGACGCGAAGGCGUCCAUAGUCUCUGAGUGGGACCUCGUGUGUGCGCACGAGUACAAGGUGCAGCUUGCCGAUUCAAUCUUUUUUCUCGGUUUCCUCUUUGGAGCGGGGAUUCUCGGUCAAAUCGCGGAUAGUAAGGGGAGAUUAUUCGGCUUAUACGUCUCCACGGCGCUCGCGAGCGCCGGUGCGCUCUUCGCAUCGUGGGCGGGCGGGUAUUGGACGUACCUAUUGCACACAGUUUUGCGAGGAUUUGGCUGUGGAGGUCUGGGAGUCGCGAGUUACGUAUUGUGUUUAGAAUUUCUAGGUCUGAAAUGGCGCGCCGUGCUCGGGAUCGCGACGCAAUAUUUUUGGUCGGGAGGAAUAGCUCUCAUGUCUGGAGUGGCGUACGGCAUGCCGAGAUGGAGGAGCUUCACCGCGUUUUGCGGUGUUUUCGGAUUUGUGUAUAUUGGACUGAGCGUCAAAUUUCUGUUGGAGUCUCCGAGAUGGUUCUUAGCCACCGGACGAAGUGAUAAGGCGAUGGGUGUGCUGACACAAUUAGCGAAAGGAAAUCCGAAGUUUACGGGUCGUCUGCCACCGCUCAAACAACCGCGAGCGGCGAAGGGUUUGAACGUGACUGCGGUGCUGCCAUUUCCUGCACUGAGACACCGACUCUACGCCAUGGCGUACAUUUUCUGCAUCACGAGCAUGGUAUAUUACGGAUUAUCUCUCAACGUUGGCUCACUCAGCGGAUCCAUCUACAUGAAUACGUUUAUCGGCGCAAUCACUGAGUUUCCCGCGCAUGCGUUCGCGCAAAUCAGUGCGGAUAAGCUCGGGCGCAGAAAGACGCAGCUCAUCCUCAUGGGUACGGCGUGCAGUGGUACCUUUGCGAGUUCGUUGUUUACGGGAUCGAUGCAGGUGUUCGUUUCAAUGUUUGGACGAUUUGGGAUCGCCGGUUCGUUCAACAUGAUUUACCUCUACACCACCGAGCUCUUUCCUACGAUCGUGCGUUCGGCGUGCUUGGGUACAUGUUCGCUCGCGGCGCGGGUCGGUGGCAUCUGCGCCCCGGCGAUUAUUUACUCCCAGAUUAUUCAUCCGGUGCUCCCGUACAUCAUUCUCAGCAUCGCCGCGGCAUCGGCAUGCGCGGUGACGCUCACGCUACCGGAGACUCAGGGUAUGGUGAUCGAGGAAUCUCUUGCUGGCGCGGCACAACAGGACAUGGGCGCCGGUCGAGCGCACUGGACGAGCGCGCGCGAGGUUGGAUUCACUCGUCUCGUCGAUCGCGGCGACGCCGAGAGCGGCGCGUUCGAUGACGACGCCAACUUAUAG